Molecule: messenger RNA, 849 nt
Organism: Chinchilla lanigera (long-tailed chinchilla)
Lineage: Eukaryota; Metazoa; Chordata; Mammalia; Rodentia; Chinchillidae
Exons: 2
Coding region: 1-849 (282 amino acids)
Source: RefSeq, a predicted model, not a curated record
AUGUCAUCAGCCCCGGCACGACCUCGCCGGGACCUCCGCAGCCCGAGGAUGUCGCCAGCGGGCCCCGGCGCACCCCUCGGCCCGGAAUCCUACACUGGAACAAAACGCGCUGGUAACCGCGACGCGCGGAGGGAGCGCGGGCGAGGGCGAGGGGCGCGGGGUCGGCACUGGCACCCGCACCGAGGUGGGGACAGGAAUCGGGGCAACUGGGCUGAGCUGCGGGCCGCCACCAGAGUCCGUGCCCAGAGAAGCUCCCAGGCUCAAACGGCGCGGGCGCCAGCGUCCCACACCCAGGGCUGGAGGUUUAACUUCGUUUACCACGCUACCCGGGUUCUGGCCCUGACAGCGACAGAGGCGAGAGGAGGGAAUCUCCCACCCCAGGCAGAUCCCAGUCUCCUUCUGCGUCCUCAGGGGUGCAGUCCGCGAGCCACCGCGAGCCCCCAGAUUCUGGCAUCGCGUCGGCGUUUCGGUAUCCGCGGCGCGGCGGUUCCUCUGAAGAGCUCAGCGCCUCAGUUCGCACAGGCAGUGAACUCUGUAUCCCUGCAAGACCGGUUCUCCCCAAGCUCCCAGUUUUCCUGCCUCUUGGAAAAGCCGCUGCGCUUGGACUUGGCCCUUGUCAAGAACGGGUCCCUGGUUGCGCCCUCCCUGAGCGUGGCAGGGUUGGGGCGCGCGGGGUGGGCACAGUACGGCACAGGGCGGGGGUGCCACAGCCUUGGCGCAAGGACAGCGCGGAGCCGGACCCUCCACGGCUGGGGGAGGUGCAGCCCCAGGCUUGCUCUGGAUCCGAAUACGGAGGGCCGGAUUUGGCGGUGCGGAAAGGCGGGCGUCGCGGUUCCUUUCCAGAACUAG